AGGGCGCUGCGAGUCACAGAUCUUCGCUAUCGAUAUCGGAAGGUUGUGUGUCAUUUGGCGGCAGUUCGGAGUGUAAGCGAUUAAUUUAUAUUGUUAGGUGUAAAUUGAGAAGAAAGCGUAUUGUUUAAUUAUCACCACAACUUGGCAGCGAAUAUGGCAGCAAGUGAGAGAGUAGAUACCAUUAAGAGGCAUUUAUCUGCAUCGAAAAUUCCGGUAUCGCAGGGUGGAGACCGGGAUGCUUCCAUACCCAUCAGAAGGCAAGAGCUAUUAAAAUGGAAUGGAUGGGGCUACAAAGAUUCCAAAUUUUUCUUGGACAAGAAAACAGAACUUAUUGGAUUUUCUGGGAACAGGUAUCCUAUUGGUAAUAAAAACUUGCCAAAUUUUAAAAAAUGGGUUGAGGAUACACUACAGGUAGACAUGAGUGUAUACUUUCCUGCUCAGCCGGAGUUGACCGAAGCAUUGCUUCCCGCUCCCAUUCUUAAUGAAGAAUUCAUGGAGGAAUUACAGGAAUUGAAUGUUUCUUUUACGACAGAUUCACAAGACAGAUUGUUCAGAGCUCAUGGUCAUACAAUGAGGGAGAUUUUUACGUUGAGAAUGGGAAGGUUUGAACGAAUUCCAGACAUUGUAAUCUGGCCAAAAUGUCACUUGGACGUGACAAAGAUAGUGCAGCUUGCUACAAAACAUAACGUGGUUGUCAUUCCAUUUGGAGGUGGGACUAGUGUGUCUGGUGGUUUAGAAUGUCCGCCUGAAGAACACAGAAUGAUUAUUUCGUUAGACACAUCACAAAUGAAUAGAAUAUUGUGGGUUGACAAAGAGAAUUUGACAGCUUGCGUCGAAGCGGGAAUAAUUGGUCAAGAUUUGGAACGAAAACUGUUGGAGUUCGGAGUACGCACGGGACACGAACCCGACUCCUACGAGUUCAGUUCGCUCGGAGGCUGGGUGGCCACCAGGGCAUCGGGAAUGAAGAAGAACAUUUAUGGAAACAUAGAGGACUUGGUGGUUCACGUCAAAGUUGUCACUCCCAAAGGCGUGAUAGAGAAAAACUGUCAGGUUCCAAGAAUGUCGAGCGGACCGGAUGUCCAUCACUUUAUUUUGGGUUCAGAAGGGACACUUGGAGUUGUAACGGAGGUGGUCCUAAAGGUGCGCCCAAUUCCAGAAUGUACCAAAUACGGUUCUAUCGUGUUUCCUUCUUUUGAACCCGGCGUUUCGUUUAUGAGAGAGAUAGCUCGACAGCAACUGAAGCCAGCAUCUGUUAGGUUAAUGGACAAUGAGCAGUUUAUAUUCGGACAAGCUCUGAAACCCGAAGCAUCGUCUUCCUUUACCAGUGUUUUAGACCAUUUUAAGAAAUUUUACGUGACCCACAUCAAAGGAUUUGAUGUUAGCAAAAUCUGUGUUGCAACAUUGCUGUUAGAGGGAACCAAAGAAGAUGUUAAUAUUCUUGAGAAAAAAUUAUAUGUCAUAGCGAGUAAAUUUGGAGGAAUGCCUGCAGGUGAAGAAAAUGGCAAGAGAGGUUACAUGCUAACAUUUGUAAUUGCAUACAUUAGGGAUCUUGGAAUGGAUUAUGGUGUAGUUGCAGAAUCAUUUGAAACAUCUGUUCCGUGGGACAGGGUGUUAGAUUUAUGUCGAAAUGUAAAGGAUAGAGUUAAGAGAGAGGUCGAGCACCACAAAAUCAAUUUUCGUCCUCUGGUCACAUGUAGAGUCACUCAGACAUAUGAUGCCGGUGCAUGCAUUUAUUUCUACUUUGCAUUUAACUACAGAGGAAUUUCUGAUCCUGUACAUGUGUACGAAGAAAUUGAGGCAGCAGCAAGAGAUGAGAUUUUAGCAUCGGGAGGAAGUAUUUCGCAUCAUCAUGGAGUGGGUAAACUGAGAAAACGUUGGAUGAAACAGAGUGUUUCAGACAUUGGAAUGGGCAUGAUGAAAGCGGUGAAAAAUUAUGUAGACCCUCAAAAUAUCUUUGCCAAUGGAAAUUUGUUGUGAUAAAGAAAUAAAAUAUUUUUUACGAAUUUUUAAAAGAAAUCAAACUCGACUUUCCAUAAGAAUAUUUUUUCCCUUCAAACAUUCUGUUAAUGAAAUUUAAUUUUUGUCUUCCAUCUAGAAAGUAACCAUUCAAAUGUAAAUAAGCAUCUUAGUCAUAUAAAAAAAAAUCUGGUAAGUUUUAUGCAAUCACAUUCCCAGAUAUGAACAGAAUUGUCUUCCUAUAAAUGGAACCCACUUCAUAUCUAUAAAGUAUUUUGUAAUGCUGUGAAAAAUGUAAAUAACUCAUUAGGUGUAUCUAGUCAGAAUGGGAAGCAUUUUACAGUGCAUUAACAAUUGUUUU
Centruroides sculpturatus (bark scorpion) is the source of this 2317-nucleotide messenger RNA. It is a transcript of the gene Agps, whose product is annotated as alkyldihydroxyacetonephosphate synthase, peroxisomal-like. Gene Ontology annotation, molecular function: alkylglycerone-phosphate synthase activity; FAD binding. The transcript is spliced from 19 exons. The record is from RefSeq and is a predicted model, not a curated record. Gene Ontology annotation, biological process: lipid biosynthetic process. The coding region runs from base 154 to 1977 and encodes 607 amino acids. Lineage: Eukaryota; Metazoa; Arthropoda; Arachnida; Scorpiones; Buthidae.